Messenger RNA from Pan troglodytes (chimpanzee), 939 nucleotides. It is a transcript of the gene CLDN19, whose product is annotated as claudin 19. Bases 174 to 848 code for a protein of 224 amino acids. The transcript has 5 exons. Gene Ontology annotation, molecular function: structural molecule activity. The record is from RefSeq and is a predicted model, not a curated record. Gene Ontology annotation, cellular component: bicellular tight junction; membrane. NCBI's taxonomy places the organism in Eukaryota, Metazoa, Chordata, Mammalia, Primates, Hominidae.
ACUGCCUUUGCUCCAGCCGCUGCCGCCGCACCACCUCUCCUUCUCUGCCUCUGACCCUCCUUCUCGCUGCUCCCCCUGCCCAGCUGCUCCUCCCACCUGGCCAUGACCAAAGCCCCUGCUGGCACCCUGGCCCAGCUCUGAGUCCUGGGACCCUCGGUCCUCUCUCCUGGGCCAUGGCCAACUCAGGCCUCCAGCUCCUGGGCUACUUCUUGGCCCUGGGUGGCUGGGUGGGCAUCAUUGCUAGCACAGCCCUGCCGCAGUGGAAGCAGUCUUCCUACGCAGGCGACGCCAUCAUCACUGCCGUGGGCCUCUAUGAAGGGCUCUGGAUGUCCUGCGCCUCCCAGAGCACUGGGCAAGUGCAGUGCAAGCUCUACGACUCGCUGCUCGCCCUGGACGGUCACAUCCAAUCAGCGCGGGCCCUGAUGGUGGUGGCAGUGCUCCUGGGCUUCGUGGCCAUGGUCCUCAGCGUAGUUGGCAUGAAGUGUACACGGGUGGGAGACAGCAACCCCAUUGCCAAGGGCCGUGUCGCCAUCGCCGGGGGAGCCCUCUUCAUCCUGGCAGGCCUCUGCACUUUGACUGCUGUCUCGUGGUAUGCCACCCUGGUGACCCAGGAGUUCUUCAACCCAAGCACACCUGUCAAUGCCAGGUAUGAAUUUGGCCCAGCCCUGUUCGUGGGCUGGGCCUCAGCUGGCCUGGCCGUGCUGGGCGGCUCCUUCCUCUGCUGCACAUGCCCGGAACCAGAGAGACCCAACAGCAGCCCACAGCCCUAUCGGCCUGGACCCUCUGCUGCUGCCCGAGAACCAGUUGUUAAAUUGCCCGCCUCCGCCAAGGGCCCCCUGGGUGUGUAAUGUCCAGUCCCCAGCCAGGCUCUGUCCCCUGCCAUACCUAGACUGUGUGUUUCAUAUUUUUUUGGAAAGAGAAGUGAACAUCCAGCCCCAA